Messenger RNA from Moneuplotes crassus, 683 nucleotides. The record is from the annotation of a GenBank genome assembly. Lineage: Eukaryota; Ciliophora; Spirotrichea; Euplotida; Euplotidae.
CCUUACCUGAUGAAAGAACUUUAAGGAUCAUGAAGUCGAGACAAAGCCAUUCUAGAGUUAAAGAAUUAGAAAAGAUCUAUUCUUCAGAGCAAAGAAUGAGAAAGUCAUUCUCAAAUUCUUUUCGUUACCAAAGGUCGCAAGGUGCCGAUAAUCAAGCUAAUAAUAUCUUACCAAUUUCAAAUGUUAAGAACUUGAACUCUUCAAAAGGUUUGGGAAAGGUUAAGAAAGUUCAGAGUCCUAUUAAAAGUAGCGACAAAGGAUCUGAAUCUCCUCAGAAAAGCCUUUCUUCGAUUUUAAAAUCAUUGACAAAGCUUAGCAUUAUUCCAAAGAAAAGGAACCAAAAGGGCUACCUCUACGAGUCUAGAAAAUUCAUUGGUUCAAAGAAGCACUCAAAGAUCAAGGUGAAAUCUAUCACAAAUUACGAUCCCAGAUGUAAAUACAGAAGAGAGAAGAAUAAUGUAAAGACCUCUUUCCCACAGGCAAUGAAGAGUUUGAUCAAAAAUACAAAAACCUCUGAUUACAAAGAGUGGAAGGACAAGUCGAGCUGCGUAAUUCAAAAGAACACCCUUAAUCCAGACAGUUCCCUAAAUAAAAGCGAGAAAGGAAAUGAUGACUUGUUGAAAAUCAACUCUUGUUUAGGGAAUAAAAGUAUUAUUAAUCUCUCGGUUAGUGAUUAUCAAUAA